AUGUCCACACAAAGCUUUGUGCAUGUGUGUCUAUGUGUUAUUUUGCUUUUAAGUGGGAGAUGUCAAAAAUCUGAAUCGACGAGUGGUUCAAGUGAACCUGAUGUAUUUCAUGGUGCCAAUCAGCAUGACUUCUCUGUCAUUGUGGAAGGCGGAGGACAGGAGUGUCUCUGGCAGUAUGCGGAACAAAAAGGUUACUUUUAUUUUAAUUAUGAGGUUCAAUGGGUAGCCGGGUUACAGAAUGACAGAACUAUCACUGCCACGGUUAAUGCACCCAGUGGGUAUUUGAUAGACACAUCCAGUGAAACAAGUGGACAAAUCAACUUCAAAACAGAACAAACAGGUUUUUAUCAACUUUGCUUGAAUAACUUUUUUUCACACUUUGGAUCGAAGCAGAUCUUUAUCAGUUUUGGAAGUUACUAUGAUGGUUUUGAUGAAGAAAAGAAAACAGUCAAUAAAGUAAAUGUUCAUCUGAAUGACACUGUAUCAGCGAUUCAGGAUGCAACUAUCCAGAUACAGAUCUAUGUUUUCCAUAUGUGGAGAUACUAUAACUUUGCCAGGAUGCAUAAAGGAGCUGAUUACUUUGCGUCACUUGCACUCAACAAUUAUGUGUACUGGUGGUCAUUUAUCCAGAGUGUAGUCAUUGUUUUAUCUGGUGUUUCACAGCUUUACUUUCUGAAGCAGCUGUUUGCUGUGAGAGACAUCACUGCAGGUGAAAAGCCCAGAUGCUAA
Molecule: messenger RNA, 729 nt
Organism: Mobula hypostoma (lesser devil ray)
Lineage: Eukaryota; Metazoa; Chordata; Chondrichthyes; Myliobatiformes; Myliobatidae
Gene: tmed6
Product: transmembrane p24 trafficking protein 6
Exons: 4
Coding region: 1-729 (242 amino acids)
Biological process (GO): Golgi organization; intracellular protein transport; endoplasmic reticulum to Golgi vesicle-mediated transport
Cellular component (GO): Golgi apparatus; endoplasmic reticulum; endoplasmic reticulum-Golgi intermediate compartment
Source: RefSeq, a predicted model, not a curated record